This is a messenger RNA of Penaeus vannamei (Pacific white shrimp), 5858 nucleotides long. The record is from RefSeq and is a predicted model, not a curated record. NCBI's taxonomy places the organism in Eukaryota, Metazoa, Arthropoda, Malacostraca, Decapoda, Penaeidae.
AAUAGAUGACAUAGAGGACAAUAGUGUUUUACGAAGAGGUAUUCCUGUGGCACAUAGUAUAUACGGAGUUGCGUCAACCAUCAACUCGGCUAAUUAUGUUUAUUUUCUUGGCCUAGAGAAAGUUCUGGCCCUGAAUCAUCCAAAGGCGACUACAGUGUUUUGUGAGCAGCUGUUGGAGCUCCAUCGAGGGCAGGGAAUGGAGAUCUAUUGGAGGGAUUCAUUUACUUGUCCAUCGGAGGAAGAAUACAGACAAAUGACCAUACGAAAAACGGGUGGAUUAUUUGGCUUAGCUAUUCGAUUAAUGCAACUUUUCAGUCAAGUCCAAGAUGACUUUUCAAGAAUCACAGGAAUUUUGGGACUGUACUUUCAGAUUCGUGAUGACUAUGCAAAUCUUUGCAUGAAAGAGUACAGUGACAGUAAGAGUUACUGUGAGGAUUUGACAGAAGGCAAAUUCAGUUUUCCAGUCAUCCAUGCCAUUAAAACCCACCCUGAUGACCAGCAAGUUAUUAACAUCAUCCGCCAGAGACCCAAAGACCUGGAGGUGAAACGAUAUUGCGUGUCCCUUCUAGAGAAGUUUGGUUCCCUCGAGCACACCAAAGAAACCAUGAAAAAACUGGAGGCUGAAGCACGAGAGGAGAUUGUCAGGCUAGGGGGCAACCCCCACUUGGAGAGAGUGCUGGAUGAACUCCGGAAUUGGGAGAGCCUUUAAAGGCAGGAGGACAUUUCUCACAAGCUUAUUUAUUAUUAUACUAGAUUUUUUUUUCCUUUUUUUCAGGGUCUUUUUUGUGUUAAGAUAGUUUUGUACUACUUAUAUGUAAGAAAAGAAAUCAGUAGCCACUGUCAGCUUUUAUCUCUUUUUUUUAUUCAUGGAGUGCACAAUGUUUAAUGAAUUAAGCAAGGUGUGUGAUUAAUAUAGGUAGAUUCUAUAUUGAAAAUAUAUUUCUUUCAAUGAAAGAAAACCUUUGAAUAUUGAACCCUAUAUUUACUGGUUUGAUCCUCUAAGUAACGAGUACCUCACUUUCAUUAUGAUGGUGGAACAGUAAGUUACCAUUUGGAAGCCUUGGUUCCCCUGGGUAAUUGACUAAUUGGGUCCAUACUGUGAAAUGAAGUCUUUUUUUUUUAGAUUGAAAGUUAAAGGUAUUAAACAUGGUUUUCUUUUAUAGAAUAUUGACUUCAAAUAUUUAUGAAGAUGUUCCUGAUAAUGGUAUAAAACAUAGCUUCACUUGAUUACAUGCUAAAUGGAAAAUUGUUUCAAAUGAAUGGUUCCAACCAUUCAUUCAAAUGGAAUAAUUGCUUUAAAUAUUGUCAUAUCACUCUCAGUAUAAACAUUUAUCAAGAUGUUUCUAGUGUCCCUCUUUCUGUAGUUAUGCUUGCUGUGCCUCUCUUCACUCAGUAUUGAAAUAGGAAUUUUACUAAUGAUAAGUAGAGUAGUAGCAGUAAAAAGCAACAGUAAAAUGCAGAUUAGGUUUGCAGCAACUGUAGAAUUAGAAAUGCUAUAAUAUUAAAUUCUUAGAAGAAAUGGUCAUUAGAUUUUUAAAUUCAACUACUUCAUUAAUUAUGCAUUGCACAAAUUUUAGAUUUAAUUCUUUCCUUCCAAAGACAACACACAAGGUCAAUAAUACAUAGUAUAGAAAGAGUUAAAGAUAUAGAUUUGAGCACAUGAGCAGGCUAUUCUACUUAUUCAUCUCUAGUUUACUGAACACUUAAAAAGCAAUGCAACCUUGAACUAUAUUAUGACUAGCUUGCAUGCAUUACUUUUCUCCAGAUAUGUGAAAAAUAAAAGUGCACAGAAUUUAUUAAUUUUCCUGUCUAGCCUUCAGAUAAUUAUGCCUUUCAAUCCAGCUUGGUCUGUCCAAAGAAUCUAUGAAAGCAGAAUAGUUCUUUGAUGACCUAGAGAUGGAAUGGAGAAGGAAACGGUCUUCCAGAAAAUAAAUGAAAAAUGAAUGUUUUUCCAGAAUAUAUUUUCCAUCCAUUAGAGUAAGAAGUAGACAGGGAAUUUGUUUGUUUUAUUCUAAAAUCAGUGCUUCUAGGUUAACACACUUGGCUGUUCACAUCAGUGAUUUUUGUAAAUUAUAUUUGGUUUGACUGUUACAUCUUGAGAUAACAGGUGAAACAAAAUGAAAAAGAGCAACUGAAAUUAAACUCUUUUCUUACUGAUUGAUACAUGAAGAUUGAUUUUGUUGUAUUAUCCUUUCUAUCUAAUAUAUUGAAGGUUUAGUGAAAAUCAGUCAUAUAUAACAAUUUUAUAGACAGAAAAGAAUCAACUGAACAUUACACUGGUUUGAUUUUAUUAAGGGCUGAUUAUAUGAUAUUGGCAGUUCAUAACUCUGAUGGAAUAACAUAUAGGCUUUAUAGAAUGCUAGUCCUUAUAGAAGGAUUAUAAAAACUAUAGUUUUUAGCAUAUUACAGUAUAACAGAGUAAUAGAGUCCAGUAGAUUUUAGAUAUAGAAAACUUUUCCUCUACUUCAUCUUACUGCUUGUUACAAUUUUUUUUUUGAAGAAUGAAAUGUAAUUGAUUAUAGGAGGAGAAUCAUAUGGUAAAUUAGAGUGGAACCCAAAAGUCCUAGAUAUAUUACCUAUAGAUAUCCUUUACUAUGUUGUAUGCAAUGGUUUUACAAUUAUUUUCUUUCAAUAUCUUUAUUGGAUAUAUUACAUCCAUUAUGUGUGUUCUUUGUCUCAGUUCAAACUGAUCUGUAGCAUAAUUAAAGAGCAAAUGCUAUGAUGAAUAGAUGUAAAUUUUUAUUAAAAGGUUUUGCAUUGUGCUGUACUUUACACAGUUCUAAAUCGUCAAUAGAAUUGCAAAUGACAAUAAAAAAGUAUGUAAUGUAGAUAUCAGUACAUAAGGUAUGCAGUUUUGUUAUUUCACUUCUCCAAAACUUAUUGACAGAUUGUUGACAAGAUGAGUUUUCUGGGAAAUUGAUGCUAUUGUAAAUUUAUUUAUUUAGUAGAAUUUUGAAAUAGAAGAUAAAAUGAGUUUGAAAUUUUUGUAAUAUAAAUAAGUUGCAUCAUGAUUUUGAAUGAUUAGGUUUAUCUUUUGUCUAUCAUACCUGGUUAUCAAAUAUAUACAGUACAUAUCAAGAGUUACAAUCAAUAUUCCUUUCCACAUGCUCAAUCCCUGCAGUGCAAUGAUCUGUGAAUUGUUCUUGGUGAAGAUAUUAUGCUGCAUCCACAUGAUUAAAUAUUUCUUAUGGGCAUGAGAGGUAAAGCUCUUCAGUGGGCAACUUUGAUUAGCAAACCAGUGGAAUGCCCAUGCCUGAGUUGAGCACAAUUGCCAGCAAUGGAUGUACUGCACUCAAGCAUCUACUGGUCAUACUGGCUAUGUGUCUGGCUACUCAUGGACUUGGCUAUAUGGACAGCAAUUAGGCAUGUUCGACAAUUUGCCCAGCGAAGGUGCUGCUUUCUGGGCAAGUCUGAUCAUGUGGAUAAGGUUUAACUUACUUGUACAUUUUUAGUGCCAGGACAUGUAAUUCUUUACCUAUUUAACUGUAGCUGUAGGUAUCGUUGUCCACUACUUUAUUUUCAGAUACUUUGUCACUGGAAAGAUUUGCAUUGUCUGAUUUAUCUGUUAUUUAUUAUAAUUUUAAGAUACUUUUCAUUUCUGUAAUUUGUCCAGAUAUAUUAAGGUAUUGUUUGUGUGUGAUGCUGAUCAACUUGCUGUUUGCAUUACAACGAGAACUAAUACUAUCCUUGCUUUAUUUGUGGCAGUCUAGCUGGAAGGAUCAAUUAUUGUACCCUGGUAACCUGGUAGCAGUCAACAGUAAAAUGCAUAGUAAACAGUUGUAUGCAUUAUUAGAAUGCCCAAAUUUAAUGGAAUCAGUGGCAAAUCCCUGAUAAAGCCAUGGCUGACUUUGAGUUUUAUACAAUAAAUGCUGCAGCUUAUUAUUAGUAAAUGACCUUUACCCACAAUAGUCCUACCUCCAGCUGAAUCAUUCUAAGGUAAUUACGAAGUAUCAGUGUUUUCUUUGUACAUUAUGUAUUUGCAGUGUUUUAUUUUUAAUGCUGUAUUUAAAGAUUAUGCAACUGUUUGCUAUAUGUCUCACAAUUUUGGACAGUGUGUUGACUUCUCAGAUGGCCAAGGCAUGAUAAAUUAACAUUCAGAUUCAUGUGGCUUGACUAUAACUUUUAAUGCAAUAAGAACAAAAUAACAAAAUAAAUAACACUAAGAUCAUAUUUAAGUGAACAAUACACAUUAGUAGAACAAAAUCAGAAAUAGAGCAUGAAAACACCAACAAUAAGGCAGUAUUGAUACAGCAACGCCGGAACACCAAAACAACCACAGCAAGAGUAAAGGAAUAGUUGACAGCAUCAGUUGCGUGUAUCAUGGAUUGCAUGAUAUUUAAUUGAUUAGAAAAACAAUCGUGGAUACAAAGGGCAUGAUGGUAAAAAUCCUAUGUUCAUUUCUGCCAAUAAAUAUUUAAUCUUGCAAGUUCAGAUGUAGAGUAGUUAUUUUGUGUUUACUGAUCACAUUCCAGAUGAUUUUAACAGGGAUUAUUAACAGUAUUGAGUGUAGUUUAGUUAAUGUUAUAACUGUGUUUAUCUGACGUUACGGUAUUGAUUGUGGUUAUAUUACAAGAUCUGACAUUAUGAAUGAUCUAACAGUCAGUAAAUAGUACAGGUUUUUCCUUUAUUAUGUGACUACUAUAUAAGGACAUUGGAGGUGUCUCCAGAAGGUGAAUUUAAGUAAUUAAUUUCUAGGGCUUGGAUAAUGGUACUUAUUCUCUGCAGAUUAAUGAGAUUUCAAGAAGGAGGGAAAAAAUAGCAGAUCUAUAUAUUUUUUUCAUGUUAGUGUCAUAAUUUAUAGAGUAUCUUAACUAUAAAAGUCAUUGUCACUGCUCUACUUUUUCUCUCUUGCUUUAGAAAAUAGACUUUGAUGAUCUCACUGACUGCUGUGAUUCUUUUUUUAUUUGAUAAUAUAAUUUUGAUUUUAUUAAUUGCUAUAGUAAUAUGUCAUUAGCUGCAUCAAUAACUUAACGAUAAUCGUAAUUUAGAAUCUCGUGCACAAAGUGGUGUUUUGUUUAUAUCAAGGGUGAUUUAUUUUAUUUUGUUUUAUUAUAAUUUUCUUUUCAAUUUUUUUUUUUCUUUUUUGUUUUGUUUUUGGGUCUCCCAUUAUGUGGUACUUAAACUGUAAUGCUAUUAUGAAGUGUUUAGCGGUUGUAAGAAAAUGAAUAGUAGUGAAUGUUUUAGAAUGAAUGUAAAUGUCAUUAAAUUUCAUUUGUGAUUUUUUUUGUGGGGACUUAUAAUUAUAUAUUCUCUUGAAUAAGAGAAGAAAAACAAUUGGAAAAUAUUGUUUUUGGAUGUUCUUUGCUCACCAGAAUAUGUUUUAAUGUGAUGAUGAAGUUUGUACACUUAGUAAAAGGUCAUAUAGAAUCUAACAGCAAAGUAUAUGACUAGCUCAGAAUAACAAUUGCUGUCAAGGUUAAGUAGCUGCUGUAUCAAAAUGCAAGAACUUAUUUGAUGUAAUUGAAAACUGCAUUUUUUUUUUCAUAGUAAUGUGUUUUUCAUAAUUUUUAUUUAAUCAUUUCUUUUGUGCUUUGAUAAUCUUGUAAAGAGGUUCAUGGUUCCCAUGACACUGCAAUUUCAGGUAUAUUCUCUUAGUUUAGUAAUGUGUUUUUGUACUCGUGGAAGCGACAGUAGCCUAAUGGAUCUAUGCUUAUUUAGAUUAACAUUAAAAACUCGUGGGUACUUUGGAAGAUAUGAAAAUGUUCUCAAUUGGUGCAAUUAGUUUGAAAUAUUUAUUUGAUAUUUAAUGCCAAGUGUCUUGAAUUUCAAACUUUAAGUUUAGUGGUAGCUAAUAUUUAUAUAUGUCUGUGUGAUAAUCAGCUAUCUUCUGAAGAUAAAAAAUAAAGACAUUUUACACA